UCAAUGGCAAAGUAGGUCACCGGCUCAUGUUUCACCUUCUCUGCGAUUGCCCUCAGGUGCUUCUGCUCGUCAACUAUGAGUUGCUUGACAGGUUUCACACGGCGCGUCGGGUGUUUAUAGUUCGGGUUCUUGAAGCUGUUGGGCGUGGAGUUCAUCUCCGCAACCGUGUGUAUAUCAACUGUAGCCUGUGUCAUUUCUUACCCUGUGUAUCCGCCAUCCAUGGCUCAACCCCCCAAAGUAAACACAACCUCCAAAAGUCCACCGGUGAUGGUGCUAAGAGGGCAGGUUGGUUGGGGACACAGUACGGUUCCAUACACACACCGUCAAUGCUGUGUGUUGAGGGAUCCACAGUCUUCCACCAACGGCACACGAUCUGGCUGUAUUGACAGCAGUACGGUGUACGUGAUUUGUCUACGAAGACAGGGUAGUGCUGGUGUUACAGUACGCGUACAACGGCUUCAGAGAACGUGGUGUACAGGUGGUAUUUAUACCAUUCGGGCAGUGAUACAUCCAAACACCAGGCACGGCCAGCGGGAGUGUGCUGCGCACGCUAUUUCAGCUGGGUUGGCAUUCAAAGCGUUGUGCACCACACAGUGUUAUAGUGUCACAGAGGUAGGCAGAGGCCCUGGACAACGGGCAUGCCCACCAAGCAAUCCACUCGUCAAGCCCUCGUUCCAAUCAGGCAGGUAUCGGUAACGUCCGGGGGUGCACGAAACCGAGUCACAGGCGAGGACGAUGCGCGAAAACCGAAGUCAACUACAGAAAAAGAAGAGAAAACCCCUACACCAAUAGUUAACGGCCCCGGAGUCACCCAAGGGCCGGAGUCAACACACAGGGGGGUAAUAAACUCUUGCAUC
This is a messenger RNA of Williopsis jadinii, 857 nucleotides long. RefSeq lists its product as uncharacterized. The record is from RefSeq and is a predicted model, not a curated record. Lineage: Eukaryota; Fungi; Ascomycota; Saccharomycetes; Phaffomycetales; Wickerhamomycetaceae. Bases 220 to 696 code for a protein of 158 amino acids. The transcript has a single exon.